Heterobasidion irregulare TC 32-1 is the source of this 354-nucleotide messenger RNA. RefSeq lists its product as uncharacterized. Lineage: Eukaryota; Fungi; Basidiomycota; Agaricomycetes; Russulales; Bondarzewiaceae. The record is from RefSeq and is a predicted model, not a curated record. The transcript has a single exon. The coding region runs from base 1 to 354 and encodes 117 amino acids.
AUGGGGUCAGAUGGCACCGAGGGUCCGGCACGGAGGCUGCCUGAUCUGGGUCCGGCGCCGAUGCAAUCUGCCCGAACGAGCUGGGAGCGACGGUGGCUUGUGCCAGAUGCGCGCAGGGCCGAUUAUCAGCUUGUGACUUUAUCGGCCAUCGUCUCGCGCGCCCGCCGGAUCCGUUCCGGGCAGAUCGCCCGCCUUUCCGGUGCACAGGCCAGCGCUCGAGCCGCCACCGUGCUGCCACGGCGCGGGUCCGUGCUUGCCAUAUACGACCGCUGCAGGCAUCCGACCGGCCUGCCGCGCCAAACUCCUGCGACGAUGCAGCCCAGCCGUGGUCCUCGCCCCACCCCAACCCUUUGA